CGUAUAGUCCCCCAUUAGAAUUAGCCCCGCCCAUCUAAAGUCUGCAUAAAAAUGUCUCUUGAGCCUACAGUACCAGAUGGAAGGAAAUCUCCUCUUAGCCUCAGCAGGGAAGAGGUGCAUUCAAAGUAUGGCUGCUUCUUUCAAGAGUCAACUGUCCUGUCAGAAUAUUGCCAGUUGCUGGAGCAGCCCAUUCCUGGAGUAUAUGUACUUACAUCUAACUUAUCACCAUUAAUAUGGUAUGGAUUACUAUUAAUAAAAAUUGGUUUGUAUGAAGGUGCUGUGUUUAAAUUCACAGUCUCCAUUCCUAUGAAUUAUCCUGAAGGAGGCUGUCCAAGGAUUGAUUUUCAGUCAGGAGUAUAUCAUCCACAAGUUGACUAUGAUACCGGGCUACUUGAAUCUAAAAGACAAUUCCCAAGAUGGCGGAGAGAUGUUAAUAAAUUACGUGAUCUGCUCCUAUUUAUGAAGAAUUCUUUUCUCUCCGUUGAUUGCGAUAAGCCUGUUAACGAAGAAGCAGCGUUAUUGUUUGCUAAUGAUAAACCAGAAUAUAAAGAAAGAGUAAAGAAAAGUAUCAGAGAAUGCAAACAAGUGGUGUUGGAAAAAAGCGAUGACAAUGAUCCACACGCAAUAGAAAUAGGGCAGUGGCAUCAUGAUGUAAUGAAAUCAGCUAGAGAACUUAUCUUUGAGCCAGAGUACAAGACUAUAUCAGAAGAAGAUGCGACCAAAGGACUUCCUUCGGGACUUUCGUGGGUAAAACCAAACUCUUACACUCCUUUCAGUUCAGAUAAAAAUCAUUAAAAAUCAUUAUAAUAUAAUAAUAAUUGAAUUGUACAAACGUACAAGCAGAGAGUAGCAGGCGCGGCUGAAAAUUGGC
This is a messenger RNA of Amphimedon queenslandica, 871 nucleotides long. Its product is annotated as AKT-interacting protein-like. The transcript has 8 exons. The coding region runs from base 52 to 795 and encodes 247 amino acids. The record is from RefSeq and is a predicted model, not a curated record. Lineage: Eukaryota; Metazoa; Porifera; Demospongiae; Haplosclerida; Niphatidae.